AUGGAAUCCAGAGGAAAAAGAUUAGUGUCUAUGAUAAAUAAACCUAAAAUACGUAAAGAUGACUUGGAUGAAGAGCCUGGCCCUUUGCAUCAAAGGUUUUGUAGCCCGUCUUCGAACUGUACUUCGGCUUUGAGCGACUCUAGGGAGAGAAUAGUGGCGGAAAUGGAGCGCAUGUUUGACAGCGAUGACUCUGAUAAAGAUCCCACUUAUAACCCGGAUCCAAGCUUUUUAAUACAACCAGAGGAUUUAUUUGGAGAACAAUGGGCGAAUAACAAGGUUGAGAACUUAGAAAAUGUUAUGCAAUUCUAUGGAGACGAUCAUGACGAAGAAUUUCAACCUAACGACGGCGACGUUAUGAUCGCACAGGUGUUGCCAACAUCUGAUGCACAACAAGUCGUAAUAUCUCUUUGGGGACUCUUAUUGAAAGGAGUAUUCGAUGCUACUCGGAAAAGGAAACGUUGGAUGAAACCAGAACCUGAAAAUUGGAAAGUAAAUAUCGCGAAGAAAAGACGAUCUGAAGAAGAAAGAAAUAAUUUACGUCGUCACUACUGGAGUUUGAGGUAUACCGAGCAAAAGAAUUUCAUUCUCGGUAAUGUGGAAGUAGAUACUCCGAAGAGAAUUCUUGCUAUUCGUGGACCAAAGAAACAGCGUCAAUUCACAAAAAGAUGUUUCUUUUUUCACAACGGAGAGAAGAAGCAGGUAUGUCAGAAGUUUUUUUGUUACACGCUAGCUAUUUCUCCGACUGUUGUGAAUGAUGCUAUUCGAAAGCGGAAUGAUAUGGGGCUAUACAAGGAUAGUGACAAGAGAGGUAAACAUGAACCCCCUAAUAAGACUAAUGAAGCUGAUGUAAACUUUGUGAAAAAACACAUAGAGUCCUUCCCUGUCAUGGAACCACACUACAUAAGGCAAACUUCUAAGCGUCGUUAUCUGGAUGCUUCGUUAUCCAUCACAAAAAUGCAUCAACUUUAUAAAGACAAGUGCACUGAAAAUAAUAUGAUUCCGGAUCAAUGUUUAAUAUGCUCCAAUUUCAACAAAGCUAGUGACGAUGAAAAACUAGUGUUGAAAGAGGAAUACAAGGAUCAUUUAGCAAGGAAAGCGUCCUGUUACUCGGAAAAAGCGAAGGACAAAGAAAGAGCAGAGAAAGAUAAAGAGUUUCGCUGUGUAACAAUCGACUUACAAGCUGUGUUACAGAUACCUUCUGGACUGGAAGAGAGCUCCAAAAUUUAUUUUAAUUAUGACAUGUCUGAAACGUUCUUAUACAUCGAUGUCGAUGUCUUAUACGUCGAUGCAAAAAAUACGGAACCUUCUCAACAUCUCAGUACUAGAGCUAAAAAACGCAAAGAAACCACUACGCCUCAGACUAUUGUCUUAAAACAACUUUACUUGAACCCUUUACCCAUAAGUGAAGCUAAAAAGAGAGAUCUUCUUAGUUUAUGUACUAAAAAAAUAAUUCCUGAGGAAUACCAUGGUUGGUACUCUUCUCUACCAACUGCAACCAAUCAAGCAGAUCGUUUACCUGAACCUUCGAUUGACGAAGAGUCAUCAGAAGAUUAA
Molecule: messenger RNA, 1554 nt
Organism: Parnassius apollo (apollo)
Lineage: Eukaryota; Metazoa; Arthropoda; Insecta; Lepidoptera; Papilionidae
Source: the annotation of a GenBank genome assembly